UUCCAAGUCCUCCGUUCGCUUUUUAAAUCUAUCUACGAAGCCACUUGAAUUUCUUUUGUCUUUAAGGGCAAAUUUGUAGAGUUUUAAAUUUGACGUGGCGGCGAAUUUAGGUUUUUGUAUUCAUGGUCGUACAGAAAGAUGGAAAGCAAUGAGAAUGCACGCUCUUGGAAUGAUCCUCCUCAACUGGGUUUUACUGAAGCUGCAGGACAAAGAACAAAAAGAAAUUUGCUAACUAAGCGAGUUCCUUUUCCACUGAGUGAAUUGCCACAGUCUACUAAGCAGCAAAGUUUUCCUGUUGGUGAACAAAAAUGUGAUAUUGAUGCUGUUAAAAUUUUUAAUACUGAGAAAAUUACUUUUGCUCCUGAUAUCAAAGAGAAUGCUGAUGUUGAUAAAAAUGUGAAAGAAGAGUCAUCACAUUCUAGCUUAAAUAUUAAUGAGUCUGAUGAAGAAAUAUUAGCUUUUGUAACUACAACAUUGAAAAAUAUUUUGCUAGAAAAUGCAGAAAAAUGUGAGACCAUGAAGGAAAUAGAUCAUAGACUAGACAUAAUGCAGAGAUCCUGGAAUUCAACAAUUAGUAAAGAAGUGAAGAACAUGAUGUUCAAAUUAGCAAAAGAAUUAUCCAGGGGAAAUGUUGAUGCUGCAUCCAAAGUACAUUGCAUUUUAAUCGUUGAACAUGUGCGGGAAGUUAAACAAUGGAUGGUUGGUGUGAAACACAUAAUUGAAAUUGAGAAGCAGAAACAGAAUCUUCAAAGUUGAAUUUCUGCUUGGAAGUGAUAUGAACUUUGAAUAUUUCAAUUUGUUUCUGAUGUGAUAAAAGUUAUCGCAAAAGUUUUUAGAUAAAAUUUUGUAAAUAUGUCAUCUUUCUUCUUAUUUAAUGUACAGUGUUAAAAUUGUAUGUUGAUUAUGUAUUACUUUCAGUGUGCAUCACUUUUAUUUAUACUGAAAUAAAGUAUUUAUCUUGAAAA
Stegodyphus dumicola is the source of this 965-nucleotide messenger RNA. Its product is annotated as steroid receptor RNA activator 1-like. Gene Ontology annotation, biological process: regulation of transcription by RNA polymerase II. Lineage: Eukaryota; Metazoa; Arthropoda; Arachnida; Araneae; Eresidae. The record is from RefSeq and is a predicted model, not a curated record. Gene Ontology annotation, cellular component: nucleus.